CAGUCUUUUGCCUCUGUAGUCACUGUUUCGAUAUUUCGGUUGUGUGGUUACUUUAAUUUAUUGACAAAAAUGUAACACUUCUAUUUUAAAUUGACUAUGUUUUUACAACCGGAAUGAUAUCUGUUUUAUCCACGUUAAGUUAUUUGUGUAAAUACUGAAGGUGUUUUUAUUCACGUAAGAACUCGUUGACGCGAAAAGCGAAAAUGUCUUCGAAGAGUGAAUUAAAAAAGUUGUCAGAAGAAAGUUUAACAAGACAACCAGAGGAAGUGUUUGAUAUAAUAUGCAAGUUAGGAGAAGGAUCGUAUGGAUCAGUUUAUAAAGCAUUGCACAAAGAAAGUGGACAGGUACUUGCCAUUAAACAAGUUCCUGUGGACACAGAUUUACAAGAAAUUAUAAAAGAGAUUUCUAUCAUGCAACAGUGUGAUUCUCCAUAUGUUGUUAAAUAUUAUGGAAGCUACUUUAAGAACACUGAUUUAUGGAUUGUAAUGGAAUAUUGUGGAGCUGGAUCUGUAAGUGAUAUUAUGAGGUUAAGGAAAAAAACUCUUCAAGAGGAUGAAAUAGCAACUAUCCUCAGUGAUACUUUAAAAGGUUUGGAGUAUCUUCAUUUGAGAAGAAAAAUACAUAGAGAUAUUAAAGCAGGGAAUAUUCUACUCAACAAUGAAGGGCAUGCAAAGUUGGCAGACUUUGGAGUAGCAGGACAAUUAACUGAUACAAUGGCAAAGCGUAAUACAGUCAUAGGAACUCCAUUCUGGAUGGCUCCAGAAGUUAUACAAGAAAUUGGAUACGAUUGUGUUGCAGACAUAUGGUCCCUUGGUAUAACUGCUUUAGAAAUGGCAGAAGGCAAACCACCAUAUGGUGAUAUACAUCCGAUGAGAGCAAUAUUUAUGAUACCAACUAAACCACCACCUAGCUUUAGAGAACCAGACCAAUGGAGUUCUGAAUUUAUCGAUUUUGUCAGUGGGUGCCUUGUUAAAAAUCCAGAAGAAAGAGCUACUGCUACUGAGCUUCUAAAUCACGAAUUUAUAGGUAAUGCUAAACAACCAAGUAUUCUCAGUCUAAUGAUUGCAGAAGCACAUGAAAUAAGAGAAAAACAGAGUGCACAUCGUGCUCAUGUUAUCAAUAAUGUUGCAAUCAAAAAUCAAAACCAGACAGAAGAUUCGGAUGAAGAAGACUGUAGUGGAACAAUGAAACCUUUACCAGAGGACACAGGAACUUUAGUACCGAGUCACGAUCUUCCAGAUACAGGAACGCUUGUUUCUGCAAUGUUAGACUUGGGCACAAUGGUUAUUAAUAGUGAUACAGAUACCGAAGCGACCAUGAAACGUCAUAAUACAGGGUCCGUUGAAUCUGGAAAGAAAUAUCGACCACUGUUUUUAGAUCAUUUUGACAAAAAGGAAGCACCGGAAAUAGGGAAGGGUAAUGGACAAAUACUUGGAGCACAUAAUCAAGAUAAUGAAAAUAAAUUAGAAUUACGAAGUCCAACAGAAUCUCAAAGGUUUCAAAGUCAUUUGCAAUUACAACUUAAUCAAAUUUCUCAUCCGGUACAAGAACAGCCUCAUAAUAACAUAUCCAAGUUCCAAAAUGUCUUCACGGAACGCGACUUUGAUUUCAUAAACAACCAUAUCCUGCAGCUGAAGUUUCUCUCGUACGAGGAACUACAGCAACGAAUGGCUAAUUUGGACGCAGAAAUGGAACGCGAAAUUGAUGAGUUAAGAAGAAGGUACCAAACAAAGAGACAACCGAUUCUUGAUGCUAUGGAUACUAAGCGGAAACGCCAGCAAAACUUCUAACAGUUUGGUUACUUUUUUCAUACAAAUAAGUGUGAUGACGGUAGAUAAAGGGUGUACAGUUGUAUAAAUGAAUAGAUUUUAUUCAUCUCGCCCUUGGAUUCAUCAAAAAGAAGAACAUUGAUCACAUUUGACUAAACAUUCAUUUACAACACGAAUAUUAGCGAUUAAUGAUAUUUUCUUUUGUUUUUAAAGCAAUGUUCUCUCUUUUUGUGAAUCAAGUACGAGUAACUAAUACUAGCCAAUAGCCUCACGUCACCAAUGUAAAUUAUUUUACGCGAUUUAGAUAAACAAAUAAUCAUUAUACUUAAUUUUUUUUUAUCAUUACGUUUAUCAGUUACAUAUGCUUAUAAAGAUACGAAGUCCAUUUAGCGUUCUUUAAAAGUUAAAUGCAACGAGAGUAAACAAUAUUAGUAAGCCAUGUUUGUGAUUUUUUUUUUUUUUUAUUGAAGAAGAAAGUGGACGUCCAUGUAAAAUUGAUAUUCGGUUUUUAUCUUACGCUAGUCACAUACUAUGCCAUUUAUUUUAUCCAUAAUAUUACAGUAUCAUCGCUCAUACGAAACACAUGCAUGGAGAUCAUCCCGAAAAUAUAUUUAUAUAGUUUUGUGUGCUAAUGUAUCGUUUGCUCGUGAAGCAAUUUUUAGAAAAAAAGUGUUAUGAAACUUACUCCUUUUUUACUGCCAUAAAUAAGUUAUGCGUUACCUGUAGAUAUUAUAAUUAGUUUAUGAAAUAUUCGUUUUUAUGUUUAACAAUUUCAUUUUUAAUUCCCGUAAAAGUAAACCUACGAAAUGUUUUAUUUUUUUUUAUUUUUUUGAAGUAUGCAACAUCACAAUGAGAGUAACAUCUCACUGUAAAAUAUUUGACGAAUGAAUGUACUAAAAUUAGUCUUCCGUAUUAGAACGUAUUUUAAUAUUUCAAUAAUUCGUUAAGUCAGUAUUUAAAUUGUUGAGAAUAGUCGUCAUAAAACAAUGGCAAGAUUUAUAUUUUUAGAUUUAUGUAAAACUUUUUAUUCUAUUAAAAUGCAUUUUUUAAACGAUUUUCACAUUUGAGAUUUUGAAACACGUUAAUAUUACUUUCGGCGUUAAUAAAGAUUUCAAUGCAUAUUUGUACCAGUUCUGCAAAUGAAACAGUAACGCAUGCACCUAUUAUUAAGGAUAUUACGACAUAAUGGAGUAAUUCUUUGCUGACGUUGGGCUAUUUUAUAAGUAGCGAAAAUAGAUUUAUAAUACUUAAAUGCUAUAGCCAGAACUGACUUUUCUGUUUAUUUAGAAAAUAACAAUACAGAAUAACAACAUAUUUUUGAUAUAGAAAAUAUGCACAUUAUGGUCAGAAGAGAUUCAAAUAUUAAUUAUUAAAUCCAGUCUUUAUAUGGCCCUACCAUGACAUACAACAUUAUUCAAAUAAUAGUAUUGGAUUUUACUGUUGAUAAACCAACAGACAAUUAAGUUAUAUUUAAGAAAAAAAAGAUAUCUUUAUUGUAUGAUGAAAAAUAGGGCACACCAUUCACUGCGAUAUACGAAAUAUACGUCUGUUGCAAUAAUCUAAUAGAAAUGAAUAAAUUUGACUUAUGCAGAAUUAUACAUUUGAUAGAGCAUAAAUACGUUUGUAGUAAAAAAUUUUCUAUGUUCAUCUUCCACGUGUAUCACUAAAAUGCAAACAACAUGCGGAAAUGAAGUUGUAAAAAAAAAAAA
Molecule: messenger RNA, 3478 nt
Organism: Osmia lignaria (orchard mason bee)
Lineage: Eukaryota; Metazoa; Arthropoda; Insecta; Hymenoptera; Megachilidae
Gene: hpo
Product: serine/threonine-protein kinase hippo
Biological process (GO): protein phosphorylation; protein tetramerization; signal transduction
Cellular component (GO): cytoplasm
Molecular function (GO): protein serine/threonine kinase activity; ATP binding
Source: RefSeq, a predicted model, not a curated record